AUGGACAAGAUGGCCACAGACUUAGCUACGAUUUAGCAGCCCAAACGUGGCGAAAGUACACGUUUUCUAAAGAUCCAGGCAACUAAAAGAAGAAGUACAGAAUAAAUCUAUUUGAAUUGCAAAGCAUAGCAUAGCAGGAUUAUAUCGAACAAAACAGGAGAAGUAUAAAAACAGAAGCAUCCAAGAGUUGCAGGUUUAUGUUUUGCUGAUAAAUUGUUUUAAAGCAACCAAGACCAAAAAGUUGCAUGAUGCGAAAAAGUCGUAUAUCCUUCAGUAUCAACAAAAAACAAGGCAAGACUGAAGGUGGAGAAUCAAAUACAGGCACAACAGAGCCUUCACCCACCACCAGUCAACAGCCAACAUUGAAACCAUCAUCCUAUUAUGCCUGUCGUUUUUGUUGCAAGCGUUUUAAAUCCGAGCAAACGUACACAACCCAUAGCAAAACUAAGAAACAUGCAAAGGCUGUGAAGGCUGGUCGGGAAAGCGAACUGGCAAAGAGUCACUCGUGUGCUGGAUGCAAGCAGAAUUUUGAGACAAGGCUGUUGUUAACACAGCAUUGCAAAAAGCAGAGUCAUAUGCCUUUAGUUCAGAAAACAGCUUUGAAGAAUCCAGUCUAUGGCAAGCCGUACACUGACACUGAACAGGAAGACCCAUUUGUUAGCAUCAAAUAUUACUCACCCCACUACUGUGAGGUUUGUGAUUUAGACUGUGUGAAUGAUGAGCAUUAUCAAGACCAUGCGAAGGGACCAAGGCAUGAGAAGGCGGUGGAAAAGAGAGCCGAGCAGGGGAAAGGUGUCGAGGUGGAUCUGGACACAAACGAAGUGGAUACCAGUGAUAAAUGUUUAGUGAUAAUGAACAAGGUUGAACCCAUCACAGAGACAGUGUCUGCAUAUUACUGUGGCAUCUGUGACAUGGAUUGUCGUUCAGAGGUCGCGUACACAGAACAUGUGACCAGCAAAGACCAUCAAGUACGUAUGGAAGGCCAUGGUCAGAUCAAGAUCUCCUGCGACCUGUGCUGUAUGACCUUCAACACACCAAACAACCACAAGAUGCAUUUGAGAAGCAAGAAACACGCCAGCAACCUGGCUGCACGCCAGCGCCUGAUGCCUGUUGAGACAGACUCGGAAAAAGAGAGCAUGCAGGACCUCAGGGAUAAAAUCAAAAGAACCAUCUCACCGCCGAUUGAAAACUUCGAUAAAAUUAAAGUGAAUAUCGCCGGGGAUUCCGUGGACGACGCCAAUUCUCGUUCGGUUGUCGUGGACAUUCAAGCCGACGAAGAGGACGCCAUGGGAAUGGGGAUGCCUCGGGUGACUUUGGAUAAGAAAGAGAAGAAAGAACUGGAGAAGAAAUUGAAAGAAGACGAAGAGGAACGCGGAAAAUGGGCGAAACGACGCGAAGAAGAAUACGGGAAAAAAAGAGCGGAAAUUCUGAAAGUCUCAAAACGAGACAGCAAUCCUGCUGGCGCUGAAGGCAAAGAACGAGGGCAAACUACCGAGGCCCGUGGACGGGGGAGAGGUAAAGGCACAACUUUCAGUGAUAAGUACAAAUGGGUGGCACCUGGCUUAAGGAACCAGUCAGAAAAAUCUGAUAGCAGCACCCCCCGGGAUAGGUACUCCAAGGAUGAUACAAAAGAUAAGUAUUCCAAAGAUGACUCCGGGGGGCGGUAUUCGAAGGGAGAAUCGAAGGAUCGGUAUUCCCGGGAGGGGUCGAAGGAUCGUGGUUCUCGUGAUCGGUAUUCCAGAGAUGACUCGAAGAGCGAUAAACGAGACAAGAGAGACAGCAAGUCUGAUCGUCGGAGCGAGAGACGAAAGGACUACGACGACGACAAAUACACGAGCGAUUCCGACAGUGAACGAGUGAUUUUGAGAAAAGGUGACAGGAAGACUGAAGAAGAUGAUGAUCUCAGGAAGGUUAUAAACAAACAGCGUGGAAUCGUUGAGAAAGAAGAUGGAAAAGGGUCUGUUGUUUUCGACUACGGUCACCAGAGUGUUGACAACGCUGCUGAUGAAACUCGAUCAGGAUUGAAAGGCUUUUUUGGUGGAGCUUUUGCUCAUCUCCGAGAUGAUAGUAGUGCUGCUGACCAGGGUGUUAAGAAGGUGGAGAAUUAUGGUACGAGCAAGAUGGAGGAAGUCAGGGAGUCGGAUGACAGACAAGAUGCCUGUAAAGACAUGGAACGCACGCUUCUGCUCGAGUUACUGAAACGGCAGUUCCCAGAUAUCCGCUAUCUCACCGAGAGACAGGGUGGUUUGGAGUUGAUGCAGAAGAUUUUCGGUGUACAUGGUAUGGGUGGCUUGGCUGGUCUGGAUCUCGAAGGAACAGGUGCUGCCUUGGCUGGUAGUAGUGCAAGGAGUGUCGGCAGCGAUGAAGGAAGCCAACAGUUCAAGCAAGAUAGCAAUGUUUUGUCGCUUGCCUCCGAUCAAGCCAUACCUGUGGAAAAGCAGGACAGGAAAUCCAGUCCUCCGGAGAAACGCGAAUCUCGAAGAGAUCGAAGAAGUUACAGCAGAAGCCGAAGUAGAAGCCGAGAAAGACGACGACGGAGCCGUAGUCGAAGUGAUAGCAGGAGUCGAAGCAGUGGAAGAAAAAGCCGAUACAGUUCCAGGAAACGAUCAAGAAGCUCGUCCCGGGACAGGUCUAGCAAGAGAUCGAGACGCACGCCAAGUCCCGAGAAAAGAAAGAAAGAGAAAGACGAAAGAAGUUCGGACGAAAAAGGGCAAAGCAAAGAUAAGGAUAAAGCGGAGGGUUCGCUCUCACAAGCUAAAGCCAAGAGUAAGGACGCGAAAGGAAAAGUCUUGGCCAAGUGGACUGUGUCGAACUGGUCUGGAGGAAAAGAGGAAGAUGGGAAAGACAAGGGUGAGAAAUCUGAACGAAAGAAAUCCGAUGAGAAGGAAUUGAAACGAGGCGAUAGAAAGGAAGAGAAGAAAUACAAGGAGAAGGAAGGAACAAUGGAAGAUGACACGAGGAAGACAAAACGGACGGAGGAGUCGAAGACCGCUCGCGAAGACGACAAGAAAAGACAACGAGUGAACAGCGAGGGAGAUAAGAUAUUCGAAGAUGCAAGUGACUAUGAAGAUAUUGAUGUCAAGAUGAAAGGCAGUCUCAAGGAUAAGUUUGAGAGUGAUUUUAAAGACGGAGAGGAUAAGCGUCCGAGUGAGGCUGAAAAACGUCGGUCGGACAGCAGCACGCGUAAAGCAAGAGGACAGGGAAAGACUGGCGAGGAGACGGGGGAUAAAAAAAGAGAGACUGAGAGUAGAAGCGAUGAGAAGAAACGAGAGACUGAUAACAGAGACGAGAAGAGAAGAAAGAAAUCCGAUCGUUAUAAUUACGAGGAGGAGUUGGGUGAGCUACAGAAAGAUCUUCUCGCAAAUCUUGCCAGAGUUGAGAACUUGGGUCGUGGUUUACCGAUGACUGGACGACCACCGUUCCCAUUACCAGGCAGUCCGUUUAUGCCUCCGCUUUCCGGUCCUCCGCUGUCCGGGCCUCUGAUAUCCGUGCCACCUCCACCACUUGGGAUGGUACCGGUGGCCGGUCCCUUUCCAACUAGACCGGGUUUGGGACACCCAAUACCUGUACCACCACCUAACGUUCAAGUAACCACACCAGUCAACCCAAAUUCUGCCCUGACGUAUAUCCAGCCGAGCGAGAAAAGCACUUCUCUCCCCCGUAAAAGUGGAAUCUCUUCUACUGACCGAGCAUUAAAAACCUUGCUCAGUCAGGUCAGUGCUCUUGGAUCCGGGGGGAACACAACUCUCACAUCGUCCGCAUUACGACCCGUAACUUCGGCGACAGCUGAGAGCGAAGGACUUCCUUCGGAACUACACAGACUUGGUGAGGAAUAUGGAGAUGAUAUUGAAGUCUCGGACGAAACAGAUGAGUUCGGGUCCAGGCCAUUAAAGUCGAUACUGAAGAAGCAAUCUAAAUUUUCUUCCGUUCAAGGUAAAGAGCAAGCAUCAAGUGGUCUGCCUAAGAAUGCAGUCGGUGCUGAGUAUGUUGUGAACACAGGUGAACAAGCGAAGUAUUUCUGUCAACUUUGUGAUGUUCAAUUCGCGACUUUGUCUGCUAAGAAUUUACACUUGCGUGGACCGAAGCACUUGGCAAUGUUCAUGAAACAUAAGUCGCCAUUGAUUGAUGAGAUGAUACAACAAGCGAUGGGUGUUGUCGUUGGAAAAACCGAGAAAAAAGAUGAUGCGGAACAAGACAGCGAUGAAGAGAAGGAGCUUGCGUCUGCGAUGUACAAGAAAAUGAAGGAAGAACCGGGAGAUGCACGAGAAAGCCCUCCUUUGAAGCGAGGUGUCGCAUCGCCUGAUCCAGUAAAAGCAAGUCCGGAGGAGGAUCGAAGUGUCUCGCCAUAUGACGGUCGCGAGCCGCGUCUUUACGUUGACGAAAGCACCGGACGAAUUGUGCAAGCUGGUGGAUAUUACAGCGAAAAGCCGAGAAGUGAGGAUAAUAGGGGAUCAAGAGAGGACGUUCAGGUAACAAGAGAGGAUCAGUCGGCCUCAAGUAGAAGUUCCAUUGACAGCGGUUCUUCGAAGUUAGAGCUAGGUGCGGUCCCAACCCCGGAUGAAUAUGACCGUCUCUCGCAAAGGGCGAAGGAUGUGUUGUCCCGAGAGGAGUACGCGCAGCUACCGCCAAGCACUAGGAAGUUACUGCUUUUAGAGACUGGUGCUCACCCUGCGGACAAGGAGACCGAGGCACGAUCUAAGGACAGCGAUGCACCCAAGGGAUACGAUCAAUCUUUGGUGGCUGGCAGAGAUUACCAGAAACCUGAUGAUAUCACAUCAAUUAGCAAGGAUUACGAGCUCGUUACUCCGGCGACUUCAAUCAAGGAUUACGACGAACUUUCCGUCAGAGCAAAAUCGCUGUUGACGCGAGAUGAGUACGAGCGACUUCCAGCUCGUGAUAAAGAAUAUCUUUCCAGGGAAGAAUAUCUCUCCAGGGAGGAAUAUGACAAGCAGACCGCACGAAAUACCGCAACUUUGACACGAGAUGAAUACGAGCUGGCUGCGCGCGAGAGAGAAAAAUUAGCUGCAAGAGACCUGAUGAACGAACGUCUGGAUCGCGAAAGACUUGCAGAUCUCGAUAGACUCAGUGAUCGGGAUAGAUUAGUCCUGGCAGGCCGAGACAGACUGGCGCUUGCUGACCGUGAUAGACUGGCGUUAGCUGAACGAGACAGGUUGCCUCUGGCCGAGCGGGACAGGUUGACGGAACGAGAGAGAUUGGCUCUAGCUGCUGACCGUGAUAGACUUGUGGAUAGAGACAGACUUGCGGCAUUAGCAGACAGAGAUAGAUUGGCAGACCGGGACAGACUUGCACAACGAGAGUACUACGACAGAUAUCCUCCAAGGGGCGAUUUACCAUACCGUCCUGGCCCACCAGACGACUACGCACGUGAACGAGGGAGACCUUUGCCAAGAGAAGAAUACAGUAGAUAUAUCGGUCCUUUAGAUGACGAUUUGGCCCAACGCAGGGACGAGUAUGCCAGACAGCGCAUGCGUGAAGAUUAUGGCCGGCCAUUUCCCAGGGAAGGAUACCGUGAUCCAGAUGGUCGUGACUAUCGUAGAGAUCCGAGAGAUGCUCCCCCCGGAAGAGAUGAUAUACCACCACCCCCGUACAGAGACUGGGAUAGGUCACGUGAGAUGCACGGUGACCCUCGACCUCGUGACAUCCGCGUGGUCUCGGAUAGAGCUGGCCCAGGCCCGUAUGGAGAGCGAAGAAUGAGCCCUCCCCCCCGAGAGUGGCCCCGUGUGGCGGAGGGGGCUCAAGCUGGUGUGCAGGAGCCCAGAGAAGCACCCACAGGUGGUGGUGGGGAAGCAGCACAUGCAACUGAGGGGGAGAGAAGACCUGAUGAGGUGGGACAAAAAAGAAUAGAGAAUACUGGAAGACUUGGCGGAUAUGAAGCUCGACCAAUGGCCGAUCGUCGUGAGGUGACAGACACUCAUGCAUAUGGUCAGCAGCCGUAUCGUGACGAUCCAAGUGAUCCACGGUAUCGCGGGCGUGAAGCAGGCCCGGAUUCUUCACGUCCAGAACAAUACGAAUAUGGUGGCUAUAAUGAUCCUACACGACGUGGGGGUCCUGCUGGAUCACGAGGACACAGAGGGCGCGGUGGCAUUAAUCGUGGUGGCCAGAGAGGACAUCCUAGGAAUGCUGGAUACAACAGAGGACAACCUAGACGCGGUGGAUUGGGGGGAAGAUACUGAUGGAAUGCGUGAUGCAUACUUUUUACAGCACAGAAUUGUUUAUUUUACUUGUGGUUUACAAGUCAAGGAAAAGAUUUUUGAAGAGGACUUUACAAUCUUGAGAAGAAUCACAGAGUUGAUUGUUGAAAUGCAAAACUGUAUGAACUUCAUUGACCGACCAACUGCUCCUAUGGUUUGGGUAACUACGCUGGAUUUUUACUUCAUAGUCGUGAGUUAUGUCAGCAAGACCUAGGAUCAAUUCUGAUUCAGUCUUUAUGAUCAAAUAUUAUAAAUAUUUCAAAUAUUAGACUAGCAUACUGUGUGAUGUGCUUGUAUAAUUGUGUAGUUGUAGAAUAUUUGUAGCCAUUAUA
Messenger RNA from Dendronephthya gigantea, 6544 nucleotides. Its product is annotated as splicing factor 3B subunit 3-like. The coding region runs from base 246 to 6194 and encodes 1982 amino acids. Gene Ontology annotation, biological process: mRNA splicing, via spliceosome. Gene Ontology annotation, cellular component: U2 snRNP; nucleus; precatalytic spliceosome. The transcript has 11 exons. The record is from RefSeq and is a predicted model, not a curated record. NCBI's taxonomy places the organism in Eukaryota, Metazoa, Cnidaria, Anthozoa, Malacalcyonacea, Nephtheidae. Gene Ontology annotation, molecular function: double-stranded RNA binding; zinc ion binding; U2 snRNA binding.